GCUCCCGGCUGCUGCGUGGAGAGCGAGUCCCCUUCUGGAAUCCUGUCGCCCUCGAAUGUGGCCCGCAGCGUGCGCUGCGUAGAUGACAGGGCUGGUUCUACCUGAACCUUGCAUUUGGCCUCCAUGUGAAAUGAAAGUAGAAGACUCUAUCUACAUGUACGUUGCUGUUGGGUUGGGAUGCUGAUGCACUGGGCGUGCCUGGAGGGGCAAGCUCUGUCCUAGACAGCUGACUGUGGCACAGUCAGUGCUCUUCCUCCAUGUCCAGCGCCUCCCCCUGCUGCUGGAGUGAAGACCCCCUCCGGAACCCACCAGUACCCCCGCCGUGGGACACACUCUGCCUGCCGAGGAUGCCAGCCACCUAACUUCAUGCACCUGUCUGUGCCCUCGCCGUGGAUGCUUUGCCACCUGACAGCUCCUCACAUUCUUGUCCAGGCCCUGCGUCUGCUUCUGACAUGUCUCUGCUUCAUGCUUUGGGCCCAGUGCAGACCUGGCUGGGACAAGAGCUGGAGAAAUGUGGCAUCGAUGCCAUGAUCUAUACGCGCUAUGUCCUCAGUCUUCUGCUACACGACAGCUAUGACUAUGACCUGCAGGAACAGGAGAAUGACAUCUUCCUGGGCUGGGAGAAAGGAGCUUAUAAGAAAUGGGGAAAGAGUAAGAAGAAGUGUUCAGAUCUAACUCUAGAGGAAAUGAAAAAGCAGGCUGCUGUCCAGUGUCUUCGAUCUGCUUCUGAUGAAAGCUCUGGAAUCGAGACCUUAGUGGAGGAGCUCUGCUGCAGACUGAAAGACCUGCAGAGUGAGCAAGAAGAGAAGAUUCACAAAAAGUUGGAGGAGUCCCCCUCUCCAGAGGCAGAAUUGUCCCCCACAGCAAAGGAUCAAGUGGAGAUGUACUACGAAGCAUUUCCACCGCUUUCUGAGAAACCAGUUUGCCUGCAAGAAAUCAUGACCGUGUGGAACAAGUCCAAGGCCUGCUCUUACUCCAGCUCCUCUUCGUCAUCUACGGCACCCCCAGCAAGCACAGAUACGUCCUCUCCCAAGGACUGCAACAGUGAGAGUGAGGUCGUCAAGGAUAGAAGCGCCGUGCAUGAUAAAGCCCAGAGCAGAAGCAGACAGGAGAAGGAGAACAAACUGAGUAACGGCACUGCGGAAGAGAAGCCUGUCUUGUACAAAAAGCAGGUCCGACACAAGCUGGAAGGGAAGAUCCGCCCUCGCUCCUGGUCUUCUGGCUCUAGUGAAGGAGGCUCAAGUUCAAGUGGUAACCAGGGAGAAGUCAAAGCAUCCAUGAAGUAUGUUAAAGUCAGACACAAGGUGCGAGACAUUCGAAACAAGAAAGGGCGCAAUGGGCAAAGCAGGCUGUCCCUGAAGCAUGGGGAGAAGGUGGAGAGAAGUGUGCAUGUGAAUAGCAGCAGCAGCAGCAGCAGCAGCAGCAGCGGGUCCAUCAGGCAGCUGUGCAAGCGGGGUAAGCGGCCAGUGAAGGAGGCAGGGAGAAAAGAUCCUGGGAGCACUGGAGGAAAAGAGCUAUAUGCAGAGAGCAGAAGCAACAGGGAAUAUAAAGAGGAGCCGUUGUGGUACACUGAACCGAUUGCUGAGUAUUUUGUUCCUUUGAGCAGAAAAAGCAAACUAGAGACCACAUACCAAAACAGACAAGACGCGAGUGCUCUGACGCCAGAGGCAGUGGAAGACUUGUCUGAGUCAGUGCACGGUCUUUGUAUCAGCAACAGUAAUACUCACAAAACAUACCUCGCAGCAGGUACUUUCAUUGAUGGUCAUUUUGUAGAAAUGCCUGCAGUUAUAAAUGAGGAUAUUGACCUCACUGGGACCUCAUUAUGUUCUCUGCCAGAGGACAACAAAUACUUGGAUGAUAUUCAUCUGUCAGAAUUAACACACUUCUACGAAGUGGAUAUUGAUCAAUCCAUGUUGGAUCCUGGUGCCUCAGAAACAAUGCAAGGGGAAAGUCGGAUCUUGAAUAUGAUUCGACAAAAAAGCAAAGAGAAUACAGAUUUUGAGGCAGAAUGUUGCAUAGUGUUAGAUGGUAUGGAGUUGCAAGGGGAACGUGCAAUAUGGACAGAUUCUACCAGCUCUGUGGGUGCGGAGGGCUUGUUCCUGCAAGACCUUGGCAAUCUGGCUCAGUUUUGGGAGUGCUGUUCGUCUAGCUCUGGUGAUGCAGAUGGAGAGAGCUUUGGAGGAGACUCUCCAGUAAGACACUCUCCGAUCUUGGACAGCACAAUGCUCAAUUCACACUUGCUUGCUAGCAAUCAAGAGCUCUUUUCAGAUAUUAAUGAAGGAUCUGGUAUAAACUCUUGUUUUUCAGUGUUUGAAGUGCAAUGCAGUAAUUCUGUUUUACCAUUUUCUUUUGAAACACUCAACUUGGGAAAUGAAAAUACAGAUUCUAGUGCUAAUACAUUUGGGAAAACACAAUCUAGAUUGCUAAUAUGGACCAAAAAUAGUGCCUUUGAAGAAAAUGAACACUGUUCUAAUCUUUCAACAAGAACUUGUAGUCCGUGGUCCCAUUCAGAAGAAACACGUUCAGACAACGAGAUGUUGAACAUUCAGUUUGAAGAAUCCACACAAUUUAAUGCAGAUGAUAUUAAUUAUGUAGUUCCUCGAGUCUCGUCAAAUUACGUAGAUGAAGAACUUCUAGAUUUUUUGCAAGAUGAAACUUGCCAGCAAAACAGUAGAACUUUAGGAGAAAUUCCAACUUUAGUUUUCAAGAAAAGAUCUAAACUAGAAUCUGUCUGUGGUAUUCAGCUAGAACAAAAAACAGAAAACAAAAACUUUGAAACUACACAACUAUGUAGUGAAAGCAGUCCACAUGGAGAUGGCUACAGCUCAGGGGUUAUUAAAGACAUUUGGACAAAGACGGCAGAUAGAAAUUCUGUGGCUACAGUAGAAAUAGAAAGAAUUGACGAUGAGUUGUUUUCAAUAGAUGUAAAUAACUACUGCUGCUGUUUAGAUGCUGAUGCAAAAAUGGAUGCCCUCCAGGAGCCCAGUAGGGCAGUGCAGAGAUCCGAGUAUCACCUCUGGGAGGGACAGAAAGCAAACCUGGAGAAGAGAGCUUUUGCCUCCAGCGAGCUCUCUAAGGUGGAUGGUGGUGAUUACACCACACCCUCGAAACCUUGGGAUGUGGCCCAGGAUAAAGAGAAUGCAUUCAUUCUUGGAGGAGUCUAUGGAGAACUCAAAACCUUCAGCAGUGAUAGGGAAUGGGCAGUUGUGCCACCAGGCCACACAAAAGGAAGCUUGCUACAGUGUGCAGCUUCCGACGUUGUGACCAUAGCUGGGACAGAUGUCUUCAUGACUCCAGGAAACAGCUUUGCCCCUGGUCACAGGCAGUUGUGGAAACCCUUCGUAUCAUUUGAACAGAAUGAUCAGCCGAAGAGUGGGGAAAAUGGAUUAAAUAAGGGAUUUUCUUUUAUCUUCCAUGAAGACUUACUAGGAGCUUGUGGUAACUUUCAAGUUGAAGAUCCUGGACUUGAAUAUUCAUUUUCUUCCUUUGACUUAAGUAAUCCAUUUUCACAAGUUCUUCAUGUAGAAUGUUCAUUUGAACCUGAAGGGAUUGCAUCUUUCAGCCCUACUUUUAAGCCCAAAUCAAUCCUCUGCUCUGAUUCAGACAGUGAAGUAUUUCACCCUAGGAUAUGUGGUGGUGACAGGACACAAUAUAGAGCCAUCCGGAUCUCUCCCAGGACUCACUUCCGCCCGAUCUCUGCAUCGGAACUGUCCCCAGGAGGAGGAAGCGAAUCAGAGUUUGAGUCUGAGAAAGAUGAAGCCAGUGUUCCCAUUCCUCCUCAGGUUGAAGUAUUUGAAGAUCCACAGGCAGAUCUCAAACCUCUAGAAGAAGAUGCAGAAAAAGAAGGCCAUUACUAUGGAAAAUCAGAGCUUGAAUCUGGGAAAUUCCUUCCUAGAUUAAAAAAAUCUGGAAUGGAAAAAAGCGCUCAAACAUCACUAGAUUCCCAGGAGGAGUCAACUGGGAUUCUGCCAGUUGGAAAGCAAAAUCAGUGUUUGGAAUGUAGCAUGAGUGAAUCUCUGGAAAUAGAUUUAGAAAGCUCAGAAGCAAAUUGUAAAAUAAUGGCACAGUGUGAGGAAGAAAUUAAUAAUUUUUGCAGUUGCAAAGCAGGUUGUCAGUUCCCUGCUUAUGAAGAUAAUUCAGUUUCUUCGGGACAGCUAGAAGAGAUUGGGAAGAAAGAAAAAGAGGAAAGAAGCAAGAGUCUGCAUCAUAUCACUACCAUAUUCCUUCGCUUUCUAUUUCCUGGAUUGAACACUGAUGUACAAGAAAUGAGUAGAAGUCAAGAAAAGCAGACCUGGUGGGAAAAAGCCUUGUACUCUCCCCUUUUUCCUGCAUUGGAAUGUGAAGAAUGUUAUACAAAUGCCAAGGGAGAGAAUGGUAUAGAAGAAUAUCCAGAUGGUAAAGAAAUACCCAGUAAUGAAGAGCAUCUGUUAGAUUUUAAUAGGGUGUCUUCUGUCUGUGAGGCACGGUGCACCGGAGGGAGCAGGCCUGGGGCCCAGGCAAACGGCCUCCACAGGAAGACGCGCUCCAGUGCCAGCUCCGACCCUGGAGACUCAUGCUCUGACGGCAGUGGCGAGUGGGUGGGCGCUCGUGAGGAGGCGCUCUUCUCCCGGACUCACCUCUGACCUUGCACCUGGUGCGAGGGUUUUCUAAACACUGUGUGAUGGGAAACUGCCCCGUUGGGAGGCCUGUUCAUCUAAAGCAACAACAUAGGUUUCUUCGAAUAACUGAUUCUGAUCUGUGAUUCUCUUUCUUCUUGCUUAUUUUAGCAUUGAGGACAGCUAUCCUGUUGAAGACUUCUUUCCCAGCUGUGCAUUCUUGGCUAUUGAAUAGACUAGCUGUGCUGUCCGAUCCAGAAUGGGUGUGCAUGUGCUCGUCCUAGAGGUGUCGCUGCUCUUGCCUCGUAGCUGCAGGCCGCUCCCUUGCACUGUGAUGACAUCACUGUCAUUUGUCAGCACUGCGGUGCUGGCGCCACUUCUGCUGUUCAGAGACUUCAGCUUCGGAACAUGUAGCUCUGUUCUCUAAGCACUGGGAGAUCAUUGUCACCCUGCAGUGGGUCGGUCCUUUCUGGAGGUGGGAGGGAAGUGUGGGUGAUUCACCACCUCCAACACCCAUCCCAACACCCCACCCCCACAUCUCCGUGCAGUGGAAUUUCGCGAACCUGAAAGUAAGAGCCGCAAGGGUGUACGUGCAUUUAGAGAUGUUCAGAAUGCUGUGUUUUCUACCCUAAGAUUUCCCCCUGAAGUAUCAUGAGAUGCUAUGGUGGGUGUGUUUCUUGCUCACUGAGGGUGCCAAGGAUUCAGGGUGUGAGAUGGGGAUGCCUGCCCCACCUGCCCGGUGGCUGUCCCAGUGUGUCCACACUGAAAUGCAGGCAAGGCUCUCUGUGGAGUUGUGAACCUGGGGCAGGACCUUGGUUGCGGAUUGUGGCUUUUCCAGUGACUGUUGAAUUACAGUCUCCAAAACUUGAAAUGGUGAGCAUUGGAUGCCGGAUAAUGGGCCUGUCACCCUCCAGAAACCUUGGCUGCUGCAGCUGGCUGCUCGUGUGGUGUGGUUUGGUGUGAUGUAGCUGCUCUUGCCCUUGUCGGACAGGAUGUGCUGGGAAGUUCUGUGUGCUGUGGGCAGGCUGGCUAGAUUACUUCUCUGGUGGCCCCACCGUCGCUGUUCUGGUUGUCACCGUGUGUCUCGGUAACCCUGGGAAGUCGGUCUGUCUUUUGCUUUCGUACCUUCGCCUCCUCAAGCUCUUGUGAUACUGCAGUGGGGCCGCGCCAGGAGGGGCCAGCUCGGCAAAACCUAAACAUUUUAAGUGGUUCUUUUUAAUCAACAUCCUUUUAGAAAGCAUCUAAUCCAUGCAGUCAGUUGCGUUGUCUGUAACCUCAGGAAUGGCAGAGAAGCCUGCCGCGCCCAGGCAGACUCAGCAGUGGUCUCCCGGGCAACGAGCUGAACUGCCCGUGGUUCUGUGGUUUGCUUCGAGUCUUUGAGUUUGUCUCCUUUUUCUCAACUGGUAGCGCAGAAAGUGCUGCAAAGGCUGUGGGUGCUUGAGGUUCCAUGUUGUCACACUUCUCCCUGAGCAUCUGGGCUCCGUCCCAUUGCUUCUUAGAGUUUGCUUUUAUACCUAUAUCUUUGACACUUUACAGUGUGUGUGUGUGUGUGUGUGUGUGCGCAUGUGCGUGUGCGCAUGUGUGUGCGUGUGCACCAGUAAGUUUUUGUGUUGCUGUUAUUUAUUUACAGACAUCAGAUAAGUCGUUACGUAUUUUUCUUUCUUCUGGAGCUUCCUAAAAACUGGUUAGCAUCUGCACUGAGCUAUGAUGUAAUAGCAAAGGCGAAACAGAAGUGGAGGUUGUGAGUUCCUAGCAUCGCUGCGGCGACAGUUACCCUGGAAGUCGCUGCUGGCGAAGCAGAGGCCAGAUGAGCAGGCUUGAGACGCAGCCUGAGCUGAGAGGCUUCACCCGGAGGGAGGGCUACGGCGGCCACACAUGGACCUGCCAAGGGCGGGCGGGGUGGAGGAGGAACGCACCAAGGGAUGACUGUGCUGAUUUGUUUUCAUAAUUAAGCGGCUAAAGCUCAAAGACUUUCAGCAACAGUUGAAAGUGUGGUUUUUAGUUUUUGUGAAUGGAUGAUUACAAAAUGCAUUUUUAAAAAAAGUUGGCAAACGCUGAAAUGCACUGUGGUGUGAAGCGCAUUGCAUAUCCGUAGCACUGAAGUAUCAGUUUCCAUUCCUGGGCUGAGAUUUUUUUUUCCCGUGGUUGUAUUGUUCUGAUUUCACGUACACCAGAAUAACAGAUUUUUUGUUUCUUGUGGAGUUAACACCAAAU
This is a messenger RNA of Octodon degus (degu), 6809 nucleotides long. Its product is annotated as KIAA0232 ortholog. The record is from RefSeq and is a predicted model, not a curated record. Bases 453 to 4622 code for a protein of 1389 amino acids. The transcript has 10 exons. Lineage: Eukaryota; Metazoa; Chordata; Mammalia; Rodentia; Octodontidae.